UAAAACAGAGGGAUGUAACAUCUUAGUGCGUCGGUUGUUUUCGCAUUUUUUUAUAAAAACCAUUGCGUUUAAAGACGUAUUUGUUAUAUUUUACCAUUACAUAUUACCUUGCAUGAAUCAGCAUGGCGACGUGCAUUCCCUUUCAAACCCAGUUAUCCUCUAUAAUGGAGGUUUUGGUGAAAGCAGCAGUGGCAGAAAUAUCCAAACUAGUCGAUGACAAAUGUGCUUUUCUGCAUCUGGAAAUAUCUCGAAAGCAAAACGAGAAUGAGUUACUGAAGAGGAAAUUACUAUUGAUGGAGAACAAGAGAGGUCAGCUGCAGCGGGGGUUUGAAAACUACAUGGACAGAGGAACUGAUGUGCGGAGCUGUCCACAUCCUACUGCAGAUAUUAAGUUUCCUGAUAUUGACGAAGCCACAGUUUCGUUCACGAUUAAAGAAGAAAGUCCAGAUGAGAUGCUGUGGAUCAGUGAAUCUGCAAGGCCGAUUGGUUCUGCUGGUCAAUACCGCCGUCCAGCUAACGCUCCAGAGAGUCAGUUAAACCUCUCAGAGGGCGGCACAAGAAAAUCAUCAGAGUUCAGUGACUUGUAUAACUCUGCAGCGCAUGCAGGAGACAUCAGUGGCCUUCAGUUCACGGUGAAGACGGAGAAGCAGGAGGACCGCUCAGGAUUUAGUCAGGACGGGUGCCAGCACGGCGCAGCCAAGCAGAUUCCACUUGCCGCUGACUUUUCCUUGGAUGAGAGAGACUCCCAGCUCUGGUCCUCCAUCAUUGAAGGCGACGACAUUGAUGCAGGUUUCCCUGACUUUUCUAGUGUGGUAGAGGAAUACUCCAACACCUUUCCGGACCAUUCUGAUGUGGGUUCGACCAAGGCUGCUAGCACUCAGAGGCCGUGUAAUGGGAUGUACAACAGUGAGUUUCAGAAGGAUGGUCCACAGUCGUCCGGUUUUCAACCCAGACCUCAGGGAGGUCCGCAGAGAAACCCCUCAAAUCCGGAUGAACACUCGGAUAGGGAGAGUGCCGCCUCAGAUAGACCGGUCGUAAGUCACUCUCACGUCCAAACAGGCAGCUUCCACCCUCCCUCCUCCCACAGAUCUUUCUCCGGAUCGACUCGGGGAUUCUCCUGCUCGCACUGCGGGAAGACCUUCGGCCGUCUGCACCAGUUCAAGCUGCACCAGCAAAGCCACAAGAGGAAGCGCACGUUCUGGUGCACGGUGUGUGGGAAGAGCUUCCAGUGCUCGUCCCACCUCAACAUCCACCACCGGACACACACGGGCGAGAAGCCGUACGGCUGCGGUCAGUGUGGGAAGAGGUUCACGCAGCAGAGCAGCCUGAGGGUCCACCAGCGCACACACAGCGGGGAGCGGCCCUACAGCUGCUCGCUCUGCGGGAAGACAUUCAUCCUGAUGCACCAUUUGAAACGCCACAGAAUCAUCCACACAUACAGCUGAGGUGGAGCCACGUAUCGAGUGGUGCAGGAAUGAGUCCUAAAACCUGGAAAUGAGUUGUUCACCACUUCUGGUUCUCUCCACCUGUAAUCAACGUUUUUUGAUCGUAUUUGGGGUUAUAUGGCUGAAAUAAGUUCCGUGGUUAACACAAGCUAACACAAGAUUUUCACGUUUUGUUCUACGACAUAAUAUAAGUCAGAUAACACCCAGCUGGUAAACGUCUGAAGCUUUUACGUGACUUAAGAACAGCAGGUGCUAACAAGUGGCUAAGUGAGACUGCUAACAUCAUGACACCGAACAUUAGCCACCUUUAGCUUAGCGGUGGUGACUCGAAGUCAUGGGACAGUGAUGUAGUUCCUUUAUAGCUUAAAGUUAGCUCUUUAUUUCUGGCAAUUGCCUUUACACUUAAAUAAAAAACAAAUAAAGUGGAGGUAAUAUGUGCAGAUUAUCCUGCUGACCGAAAAGUGUAGGUAUCAUAAACGUGUGUUUGCCAUAGACCCUUUUUUCGGCAAUAUUUCGAAACCCAAUGUAAACAUUUGAAUUUAAAACUUCCGGUUUGUUCUACAAAACUACGUCAUCACUGCGCCACUCUCAGCUGAUGUUGCUCAGGUGAAAUGAGACUGGAAUGAACCCUAAAACCAAACCAAAGAGCCCGCUUCUUUGGUUGGGAUUUUAACUUCUGACAUUGCUCACAGACUUUGUAUAUUAAUGCAUAUUCUACUAUGCAAAAUCCUUCUGGAUGGAUUUUAAAGAUGUUUGCUUGUUUUCUAAAAUACUUAUAAUUAUUAAAGUUGCACCCUCAAACAGAAUUCACACAAGUCAAUAUUUCAAAGGCACCUGCAAAGCUAGAAAUCCCAAAAAACAACGUCUGAAAUAUAGAGUGACAUAUAAAAUAAACCUGCAGAUUUCCUGUUACAGUAACAAGUGUACUGAUCUUCACAGUUUGUCUUUUCUCCUCAUGUAGAAAUAUGCCUUACUUCUUCCAGCACUGAAACUGUAGAAGCACAACAUGCUCAACAUCGUCCCAUAAACUCUCCCCAGUGAAACCUGUGAGAACCUCUCAAGUUUUAUGAUUUGAUGUAAAAAAAACAACCUGCCUGUCUAUUGAACUGCAUUUUCCAUAAAACGUAUCCUGAAAAUGAA
Molecule: messenger RNA, 2585 nt
Organism: Trematomus bernacchii (emerald rockcod)
Lineage: Eukaryota; Metazoa; Chordata; Actinopteri; Perciformes; Nototheniidae
Product: zinc finger and SCAN domain-containing protein 32-like
Exons: 4
Coding region: 123-1445 (440 amino acids)
Biological process (GO): regulation of transcription by RNA polymerase II
Cellular component (GO): nucleus
Molecular function (GO): DNA-binding transcription factor activity, RNA polymerase II-specific; RNA polymerase II cis-regulatory region sequence-specific DNA binding
Source: RefSeq, a predicted model, not a curated record